Messenger RNA from Morus notabilis, 522 nucleotides. RefSeq names its product homogentisate solanesyltransferase, chloroplastic-like. Gene Ontology annotation, cellular component: membrane. The transcript has 6 exons. The record is from RefSeq and is a predicted model, not a curated record. Lineage: Eukaryota; Viridiplantae; Streptophyta; Magnoliopsida; Rosales; Moraceae. Gene Ontology annotation, molecular function: transferase activity, transferring alkyl or aryl (other than methyl) groups. The coding region runs from base 34 to 486 and encodes 150 amino acids.
AGAUAUUUUGAAUAACAAAAGCGACUUGUGCAGAUGAGUACAGCUCACCAUGCCGGUGUACUCUACGCCACCAUAGUUUCUCUUGGACUUCCAUUCCAAUGGAGCCCCCCAAACGUAUUCAUCAUUACGUAUGUCGCAUUAUAUUUUGUGGCGGCUUGCCUCAUAAAAGAUAUUCCAGAUGUGGAAGGUGACAUGAAGUAUAACAUUCGAACAUUUGCGGCGAUAGUCGGACCUAAAAAUAUUACAAUUCUUGGAAUGGGAAUUUUGUUGGUAACUUUUAUUGGUGCUAUAGCAGCUGCCAUUUACUUGCCUCAGGCUUUCAAGGGUUACUCAAUGUUGACUGGUCAUUUAAUCUUUGCCUUAUUGUUACUUUUUCAGGUCCGAAAGUUGGACAAAGCAAACUAUGUCCAGGAAGCCAGCACAAAUUUUUAUCAAUUCCUUUGGAGGCUUCUUUCAUUAGAGUUUCUUUUAUUUCCUUUCAUAUGACAAAUUAGUUGCCCGUUAAUUGUAUGUUUUUCCCAU